Molecule: messenger RNA, 1830 nt
Organism: Brachypodium distachyon (stiff brome)
Lineage: Eukaryota; Viridiplantae; Streptophyta; Magnoliopsida; Poales; Poaceae
Product: E3 ubiquitin-protein ligase RGLG3
Exons: 12
Coding region: 250-1416 (388 amino acids)
Source: RefSeq, a predicted model, not a curated record
GGGAAAGAGGUUCCCCUUUUCGGUUGCUUCACGCACGCCGCCACCGCAUGGAAUGACCAGCGUGCGCUCCCAAGUUCUCAACGCGACUCACGAGGAUAUCCCGGCCCAGCGAAGCAAAGGGAAUCCUCUUCCUUCCUGCCAGCUGAGCUGCCACCGCCCGCAUCUCCAGCCUAGCUUCGCCGCCGCCGUGAAGCUCGCUGUGUCCAGCCCCCGGCAGCUUGCCUGCCUUCCCACAGAUCGUUGCUGACAAUGUGGGGUGAUAAGACUCAUCACAAGCAUGGGCAUCAUGCUCAUGGACAUGGUCCUUCUGGAAGUUCCAAGGAGAAAAUCUGGGACAAACGGCAACCCAAGUUUAUAGCAGACAAUUAUAGCACAGUGGAUGAGGUCAUUGCUGCAUUAAGAGAAGCUGGUCUUGAAUCAUCAAAUCUAAUUCUUGGCAUUGACUUCACCAAAAGCAAUGAAUGGUCAGGUAGAUAUUCCUUUAGAAGAAAAUCUCUCCAUGCCAUUAAUGGCACCCCAAAUCCAUACGAGCAAGCCAUUUCUAUAAUUGGGCGAACACUAUCACCUUUUGAUGAUGAUAACUUGAUACCAUGUUUUGGAUUUGGCGAUGCUUCUACACAUGACCACUCCGUCUUCAGCUUUUUCAAAGAUAACCGCCCUUGCCGUGGAUUUGAGGAGGUUCUUGAAAGAUACAGACAAAUUGUUCCACAUUUGAACCUUUCGGGGCCAACUUCUUUUGCACCUCUUAUUCAUGCGGCAAUGUCUGUUGUUGAAAACAGUAAUUGGCAAUAUCAUGUCCUUGUCAUCAUAGCCGAUGGACAGGUGACCAACACAAAUUCAGGUGACGGAAGAUUAAGCCCACAAGAACAUGCAACUAUACAAGCAAUUGUUGAUGCUAGCUUCUAUCCUCUUUCAAUUGUGAUGGUGGGAGUGGGCGAUGGACCAUGGGAUGCAAUGCAGCAUUUUGAUGACUGUAUUCCUGACAGAGCUUUUGACAAUUUCCAGUUUGUGAACUUUACUGAUAUCAUGUCAACAAGCAAGGAUAUGUCAAAGAAGGAGGCGGCAUUUGCCCUGGCAGCUCUUAUGGAAAUGCCCACCCAAUAUAAAGCAACCCAAGGCAUCCGACCUCCAGAAAAGCACACACAAAUGACGGACCGUCCGAUGAUUCUUCCUCCUCCAAACAAAGUUCUUGAACACGAUAAUGCUGCAGCUUCACAUCCUCCAACUGCAACCUCCCGGUCAGCCGGUGCUGACAAGAAUGCUUCAGAUGAACAGGUAUGUCCAAUCUGCUUAACGAAUCCAAAGGACAUGGCUUUCCAAUGUGGUCAUCUGACAUGCAAGGAAUGUGGUCCAACGCUAUCAACAUGCCCCAUGUGCCGUGCGCCGAUUACUGUUCGUGUAAGGCUCUACUCUUAAGACGAUAUGUCGUUUCGGAAGAGAGGGAUGAACCACCAUUCCAUCCAAUCCAAUCCAAUCCAAUCCAAUAUGGUGCUGUCAGACAACAAUCAAUAAAGGAGAAACAAGGUUUGAAGGACAAGGCGAUGUGGUUAAAAAACUUUUACCUGUAUGUGUUCAGCACCGUGUUUUAUCGGUGGAUGAGUAAUUCCCAUCAACCGUUGCUUGUACAGUUUAUCAGUAGAAUCAUCUUAUAGAAUGUAAUACUAAUAGGAAAGACUGUUUUGUGGUAAAACCUGAAUGCUGAAUACCAGCAACUGUAUAGCAACAUAUUUGUCUCUUCAUGCAACAGACCUGAUAUUUUCCACCAUGUAGCAUUCUGCUGUUUCUUACGCAGAGGUGAGGUGGUUAAUAAACGAUCAAUUUGACCCUUCA